Eleginops maclovinus (Patagonian blennie) is the source of this 1690-nucleotide messenger RNA. RefSeq names its product zona pellucida-like domain-containing protein 1. NCBI's taxonomy places the organism in Eukaryota, Metazoa, Chordata, Actinopteri, Perciformes, Eleginopidae. The transcript has 11 exons. The coding region runs from base 1 to 1281 and encodes 426 amino acids. Gene Ontology annotation, cellular component: cell surface. The record is from RefSeq and is a predicted model, not a curated record.
AUGACCCCUCAGACUCCUCUGGUGACAUUUGAAGGGGCCGACACAGCAAACCACUGUUUGAGGACGAUGUGGCUGUCCCUUCUCACCUGUCAACUCGCCACCCUCCUUCUGGCCCACGCUCAAAAUGCCUGCUUUGGACAGUCCACAUUCAGAAGUCCGGCCAACACGGACAUCGAGGUCCUCUGUGGCUCUCACACGGUGCAGCUGCAGAUCCUCAUGUGUCCCAUCUAUUUCAACGGAUACAACGAGUCCCUGCUGGCCCUCAACUCAGAACACUCCAAAGCCAAGUGUAAAGGGACUCCUGACUGGACUGCAGACCCGCCUGUUGUCAAAUUCAACUUCUCCAUCACAGAGGAGGAAAUCACUUUCUGCUCCAGCCUGCUGACUGUUACUGAGGAGGUGGGCACUGGACUGUUUGCAGACUACUCCAGCGUCCAGUACAUCGGCAUCUCAGGCAUGGUCUGCUCUGAGGACCCCGGCACAGGAGCCAUCACAUACCACCAAGAGGUGAUGUACAGGUUCUCCUGCCGCUACCCACUGCAGUACCUGGUCAACAACACUCAGAUGAGCGUGUAUGGGGUCAGCCUGGCAGUUAAAGACAAUAAUGGGAGUUUCAUCAGCACACUGAGCAUGCGACUCUUCUCGGACAGCGGCUACUCCUCUUCGCUGCUGAUCCCUCCGGGCGGCCUGGAGCUGAAGACCAGAAUCUUUGUAGAAGUGAAGGCGUCCAACCUCACUGACAGAUUCAACGUGCUCCUCGACCGAUGUUACGCCACAACCUCGCCUUUUCACGUAGACACCACGUAUUACGAUCUCUUUGUUGGGUGUAACCGGGAUUCCCAAACUAUGCUGGAAGUGAACGGAGUGCAUCAGGAAGCCCGCUUCUCCUUUGAGGCUUUCCGCUUCGUCGAGAGCACGGAGACUGCCCCCCUCUCCACCUACUACGUGCACUGUGCCACCCGGCUCUGUGUGAACUCCUUCUGCCCUCAGCUCACUAUGAACUGCGACGCUGACACCACCUCCAGGAGGCGCCGCAGCACCGACGACAAACAGGACACCACGGUGAGCGACAUGGCCACCGUCAGCUCAGGCCCCAUCUCCACCCGCCCAGAUUACGGGUAUCUGAUGGCAUUUGGAGGUGCUCAGCAGACUCAGGUGGACAGCACGGUGCUGGCGGUGUCAGUCGUAGCCGGCGUGGUCGGGGCUGUCUGCCUCAUGCUGGUGGCCUUCAUUGUUUACAGGACACACGGCAAAUUCUCCAAGACACUGUGCCCACAGUGACCCCACAGUGGGUUUUACUAAACCAUGAGAGCAUUUUCAUAUGAGUAGGAGCAAAGUGUAGAUAAAUAUUAGUAUUAUAUACAAUACAGGUUCCCUGAAAUACUCUUAAGAAAAGGAGGAAUGCAGAAAUGUGCAUCUAGUAAUCUUUGAAUAAACUUUAGUGCUUCUGUUCAUCUUGGAAUAAGAUAAAGAAAAGAACAUAUAAUAUUCAGAUAAUCUCAAUGGAAUAUGCACUCAUAACAUUAUAUAGCCUUUCACUGUGCUUCAGGCUUUGUGUUCAAUUUAUAUUAAUAUGGUGGGUAAUGGAAUGCUCUAUAGCAGUGCUUGGUAUUGUAGCUCAUAUACCGUAACACUUGUCUAUUAACGGUUGUGUUAUUUUUAUUUCUAAUAAAGGUCUUUGACAAAGGUA